This is a messenger RNA of Drosophila gunungcola (fruit fly), 1614 nucleotides long. Its product is annotated as putative phosphatidate phosphatase. Gene Ontology annotation, molecular function: phosphatidate phosphatase activity. The coding region runs from base 528 to 1538 and encodes 336 amino acids. Lineage: Eukaryota; Metazoa; Arthropoda; Insecta; Diptera; Drosophilidae. Gene Ontology annotation, biological process: signal transduction; phospholipid dephosphorylation; phospholipid metabolic process. The transcript is spliced from 2 exons. The record is from RefSeq and is a predicted model, not a curated record.
CGCGAAGCGGCGCUUAAAAGUUAACGGCUCGGAUGAAACAAACAAACAAAAGUUGAGCAAAAAGCAGUAGUGAAGGUGCACGAUUAUUUAAUUACACGGCUGAGUACGUGACGGCCUAAAAAUAUACAGAAAACGUGAUGACAUUAAAUCAUAAACCCAUCUUCUCGGUUCCAUAAAAAUGUCUUCCUGCUUUGUCUAAUCUAGAACUGCAAUAAUAUCUAGAUCCCCGCCAACUACCAUAAAAUAGGCUAUAAACAAAUUGCUCUGACGCAGAGAGCGUUGGGCAGCCAAAAACAAUGAGGGGAGAGACUCAGUCCCAGUCGCAAUACCGCCUAUCAAAUGAGCGUUAAAUUAAAAGAACGUUACCCAAGCGCCGGCGGCUCAGUCAGCCACUGACAACGAACCCGAAGCAACGAACGACGCGACCGCGACGGGCAAAAAGCGAACCGAACGAAACGAAAAGCUAAUUACCAGCGGGCAUUAAGGCCACUUGGAAUAUCAACUAAUUAGAGCGACCCAGCCACGAAAUGCGCGACGCGCCCGAAGAUCAGUCCACAGCCGUUUCCCUGCCCGCCCCGGUCGUGGCCGAGUCCACUGGAGCGGACCGCCGGAUGACCCGGCGGCUGCUCAUGGAACUCCUGGUGGUGGUGGUGCUCGUGAUCCCCAUCUGCGUGUACGAGUUCGCCGUGGACCCGGUCCGUCGUGGCUUCUUCUGCGACGACGAGAGCAUCGGCUACCCGUUCCGGGACAACACCAUCACGCCGGUGAUGCUGGGCCUGAUUGUGGGCCUGCUGCCCGUCCUGGUCUUCGUGGUGGUGGAGUAUGUAAGCCACCUGCGUGCCGGAGACACCUCGGCCACCGUGGACCUGCUGGGCUGGCGCAUGGCCACCUGGUACGCGGAGCUGGGCCGCCAGGCCUGGUACUUCUGCUUCGGCCUGCUGCUGACCUUCGACGCCACCGAGGUGGGCAAGUACACCAUCGGCCGGCUGCGGCCCCACUUUCUGGCCGUGUGCCAGCCACAGCUGACGGACGGCAGCCUGUGCUCCGACCCGGCCAACCUGCACCGCUACGUGGAGAACUACGAGUGCGUCGGCGAGGGCUUCACCGCGGACGACGUCCGACAGGCCCGCCUGAGCUUCCCCAGCGGCCACUCCAGCCUGGCCUUCUAUGCCAUGGUCUACAUGGCGCUCUACCUGCAGUGCAAGCUCUCGUGGCGCGGAUCCAAGCUGAGCCGCCACUUUGUGCAGUUCGCCCUGGUGAUGGUGGCCUGGUACACGGCCCUCAGCCGCGUGGUGGACCACUGGCACCAUUGGUCCGAUGUCCUCUCCGGCUCGUUCCUGGGCGUGGCCGGGGCGCUGAUCACCGCCCGCUUCAUCGCGAGGCUAUUCGAUGAGGGGACCCAUAUCGCCAUCCUGACCGGUGGCCUGCGAAGGGAGAACACGGCGGCCACGCUGCAGGAGGAGGUGUGUCCCAGCACGCCGCCACCCUACUCGGCGAACAGCAGCUUCAAUGAGGACCAGUACUGCACGAAGGUCUGAGGGAGCCGCUUGGCUCUGGGGGCCAUGUAAAUUCGAAACAUUCCAAAGGUAGCAAUAAAGUGUGGAUGAACCAGCA